This is a messenger RNA of Colletotrichum karsti, 345 nucleotides long. RefSeq lists its product as uncharacterized. The coding region runs from base 1 to 345 and encodes 114 amino acids. The record is from RefSeq and is a predicted model, not a curated record. The transcript is spliced from 2 exons. Lineage: Eukaryota; Fungi; Ascomycota; Sordariomycetes; Glomerellales; Glomerellaceae.
AUGGGGCCGAGCCGAUCGGCUUGCGGAAAAGACCAACCUUCCACGCCUUCCUCGUUAGCGACGAAGAAUAUUCCGACCGCACUCAGAGUACCACGCUUCCCCUUGCAACAACUGGCAGCAAGACACCGUCGCCAGCCACCCAAAGCACCAAAUUGUCGUCUCGCGAAUGCCCUCACUUCAACCCCACCCGUCAUUGAGAAAGUGACCGGUGCCGCCAAAGUUGGCAGAAAGGAAACCGAGCCCAACAUCGCGAACAUCGCCCCCAAGGCCCCCGCCCCAAGGCCCACUGCCCGCCCGACCUCUUCUCAUGCGGCGCUCCUCCGCGAGACCGUCGCUAGCUACUAG